This is a messenger RNA of Phytophthora sojae, 2918 nucleotides long. RefSeq lists its product as hypothetical. The record is from RefSeq and is a predicted model, not a curated record. Lineage: Eukaryota; Oomycota; Peronosporomycetes; Peronosporales; Peronosporaceae. Gene Ontology annotation, molecular function: structural molecule activity. Gene Ontology annotation, biological process: endoplasmic reticulum to Golgi vesicle-mediated transport; protein secretion; intracellular protein transport. Gene Ontology annotation, cellular component: COPI vesicle coat; endoplasmic reticulum; endoplasmic reticulum-Golgi intermediate compartment. The transcript has 10 exons. Bases 1 to 2733 code for a protein of 910 amino acids.
AUGAAGCUAGGGGCGAGCCAGGACACGUACGCCGCCGGGGGCGACUCCGGCCGCGGCAGCUCCGGCAUGACCAUCUCGUCCGUGAUGGCGGACAUCAAGGAGAAGUUCAAGAACGACGAGGAGGACCAGGUGUCGCCGUUCCAGGGCCUGGACAAGGCCACGGUGCUGCAGGAGACCAAGAUCUUCUCGGACGCCAACACCGUGACGCGCCACCCCAAGAAGUGCUGCCAGCUGAUCACCAAGCUGCUGCACAUCCUCACGCAGGGAGAGCCCUUCACCAGCGCCGAGACCACGGCCGUCUUCUUUGGUGUCACGAAGCUCUUCCAGUCCAAGGAUGCCAACCUGCGACGUAUGAUGUACCUGUUCAUCAAGGAGGUGGCUGAGGCCACUGCUGCCGACGAGGUUAUCAUUGUGACCCAGAGUCUGACCAAGGAUAUGAGCUCCGACGUGGAUCUCUACCGUGCCAAUGCCAUUCGUGUGCUGUGCCGUAUCAUUGACGGUUCCAUGCUGAACGCCAUUGAGCGCUACAUCAAGCAGGCAAUUGUGGAUCGCAACGCUCUGGUGGCUAGUUCGGCACUGGUUUCGGGUAUUCACCUGAUCAAGAACAACCCGGAGAUCGUGCGUCGCUGGGUCAAUGAGGUGCAGGAGGCCGUGAACUCCACGAACGACAUGGUGCAGUACCACGGGGUUUCGCUCCUUUAUCAGAUUCGGCAGCACGACAAGCUCGCGGUUUCCAAGUUCAUUACUCAGCUUCAGAAGACGAACCUGCGCUCGAGCCUGGCGACGUGUCUGUUGAUCCGUUACACGGCGGCUCUCCUGCGCGAGAACGCCAACGGCCAGGAUGCCGCGCCGCUUUAUGCGUUCCUGCAGAAGAUGCUGCGUCAAAAGAACGAGAUGGUUAUCUACGAGGCCGCGAAGGCUUUGUGUGCGCUGCCCGUGGACGCGCGCGACCUGACGCAGGCCAUCGUCGUGCUGCAAUUGUUCCUGGGCUCCUCGAAGCCCACCCUUCGUUUCGCUGCUGUGCGGACGCUCAGUCAGGUGGCGUUGACCCAGCCCAUGCUGGUGACGCGCUGCAAUGAAGAUAUGGAGGCGCUUAUCUCGGACUCAAACAGAUCCAUUGCUACUCUUGCUAUCACCACUUUGUUGAAGACAGGUGCCGAGUCCAGCGUGGAUCGUCUGAUGAAGCAAAUUUCUACGUUCAUGGGCGACAUUGCUGACGAGUUCAAGAUCGUUGUGGUGGAGGCUAUCAAGAACCUGUGCUUGAAGUACCCUCAGAAGCACCGUGUGCUGCUCAAUUUCUUGGCCAACUUCCUGCGUGAGGAGGGUGGCUAUGAGUUCAAGAAGACGAUUACGGACGCUAUAUUGUUCCUGAUCGACCGUAUUCAGGAGUGCAAGGAGACUGCGCUGCUCCACCUGUGCGAGUUCAUCGAGGACUGCGAGUUCACGCAGCUGUCGACCAAGAUCCUGCGUGUCUUGGGCCAGAAGGGCCCCACCACAUCGGCACCGGCGCGGUACAUUCGUUUCAUUCGCAACCGUGUUAUCCUGGAGAACGCACCUGUGCGUGCGUCGGCCGUUUCAGCUCUCGCCCAGUUUGCGAUUCGCGUUGCGUCGCUCCGGACUAGUGUCUCGUCCCUGCUGCAGUGCUGCAAGCUUGACGACGACGAUGAAGUCCGUGACCGCGCCACCAUGUACCUCGCCAUCCUGGAGGGUGACGAGGUGACCAGCCGCACCCUUCUCGUGGAGGACUUCCCUAUGAGCGUUGUGGCUUUGCAGAAAUCCAUUGACCAGUAUGAGCUGCGCCCCAUGGAUGGCCCGCUUACGUUUGAUGGGUUGCCGCACGUUGAAGUUGUUGAAGACGUGGCUGAGGCCAACACGAACGAUGCCGAGGCUGACAAUGAGACCGUCCAGGCCGACGUCGCACCGGAGCCCCAGGAUGUCGCGAAGGAGCUGUACACGAUCCCCGAGUUCGCCGAGCUUGGUGCUCUUUUCCGUUCGUCCAAGCGCUUGGAGCUUACGGAGGCCGAGACAGAGUAUGUUGUCAGUUGCACGAAGCACGUGUUUGCUCAGCACAUCGUGCUCCAGUUCAAGGUGCUCAACACGGUCAGCGACCAGCUUCUCACAAACGUGAACGUUGGCUUUGUGAUGGAGCCCGAGGACGUGUGGCAGGUGCACUCGGUUGUCCCACUGGACAAGCUGGCUUACGGCAAGACGGGCUCGUGCUAUGUCUGCCUGCAGUACACUGGCGAUGGAGUUUACCCCAUUGUUCAGCUUGCUAACGUCGAGUUGAAGUUUAAGGUACACGAGGUGAACCCGUCAUCUGGCGAGGUUGAGGAUGAUGGCUUCGACGAGGAGUACCCGAUGGAAGACAUUGAAAUUGGCGCUGCGGACCUGAUGGCUAAGGUUUCCGUGAAUGACUUCCGCUCGGCCUGGGAGCACAUUGGCGACGGCGCUGAGGUUAAGGGCAGUUAUGGUCUCAAGUAUAAGAGCCUUGUGGAGGGUGUCGCGGCUGUCAUCGACAACCUCGGCAUGCAGCCUUGCGAGAACACAGCCGUGCCGCAGCCCAAGGCCAAGGCCCACAUUCUGCUACUGUCGGGCGUGUUUGUUGGUGGCGUGAAGGCGCUAGUGAAGUCGAGAAUAUCGCUGGAUGAACAGAGCGGCAGCAUGAUUCUGCAGAUGGCCGUGCGUUCGGAGGCCGAGGAAAUCAGUCAAACCAUCAUGGACUGCAUUAGAUAAAGAGCCUGUGCGUUACAUCGUCGGAUGUGCCCGGCGCGAGAGUGAAAUACGACGUGGUACUGCUUGUGGAGAGAAACACGAGCGCACGUUGCGGUGAGGGAGGGAGCAAGUGAGGCAGAAGACAGGAUGAGAAACAACACGAUUAGCGAGGCUAGAUGCUUGCAAUCACUACUUUCUCUCAAAAC